CUUAUUCCUAUGGCGAGCGACACGCAUUCUGACCAUGGUCUGAGGGGCAGCACUGUCGUUGUCGCCAUCGUUGUGCCAGCUGUCUUUGUCACCAUUGUCCUCUCUCUCAUCGUAGCUGCCUUCAUCCUUCCUAGAUUCGGACGCGGUGGCAAAAGUUUCUCUGCGAUCAAAGGACAGCGCAUGCAACAGCGACUCGAAGAGAUCAACAAGGUCAUCAAAACACAAAAUUACUACGAAUGGCGCACGAGCCAGCGGUCAGAGAAAGACUCGAAGACUUUCCUGGCGCCGGAUCCUCUAUGCGCAAUAUGCCUCGAGAACUUCGCUGAAGAUGCGCAAAUCCGCGGCCUCCGGUGCUCACAUGCUUUCCACGUGCAUUGCCUCGACGAAUGGUUCUCACGUUUUAACGAAUUCUGCCCACUAUGCCAUCGAACCAUCAUUCCAGGAAAGAAAGUUGCAAAAAAGGAGGCAUAUCCAGAGUCUGCCACAGUGCCAUUGGCUUUCAUAGUCUGACUAAGAAAACGUAAAUCGUCUCUGGCAGAAUGUCAGUUCAUGCAUGAGCUACUUGAGAACGAUCGGAACUAGAGCCGACCACAGGACAACACAUCUACACGCCACGUCCCAGUUCUAUGCUGCA
This is a messenger RNA of Parastagonospora nodorum SN15, 634 nucleotides long. RefSeq lists its product as hypothetical. NCBI's taxonomy places the organism in Eukaryota, Fungi, Ascomycota, Dothideomycetes, Pleosporales, Phaeosphaeriaceae. The transcript is spliced from 3 exons. The record is from RefSeq and is a predicted model, not a curated record. The coding region runs from base 10 to 510 and encodes 166 amino acids.